ACAAAGGCGAACACCGGCGAGAUCGAUUUGAACGGUGACGGCUAAUGUGGCGGCGAAGUAACUUACCGGUGAAUCCAGAUUCCGAUCAGAGCAUAUCUGAGGAAGAGGAGGAGGAGCAAAAUGAUCUGUGGCCAAGCGAGAAUGCAAAGGAAGAAGAGGGAGGAUUACUACUUCAAACAAAGCUCGAAAAACUCAUAGGUUGUGGUGAACUAAAUUAUGCUAGGGAUCCCGGUGAUGUAACUCUGGAAGCAACUCUACGGAAGAUAUCAUCGGAUGUCGUCCAAGUUCCUGAUUCCCCUGAGGAGACUUGUUUUACUUCUUCAAGAAGAACAGGAUUAGCAUGCAUAUCUGCUCAGGAAAGCGGGUCAGAUGAUGAGAUUCAACAUGAUGAACAAGUGGCAACUUGGUCUGCUAUAAGUAAAGAAACCAAGUCACUAAUCCAUUUUAAUGGUAUUGCUUCAGUCGCAUCAUCCCAUCUAUCUGGCUUCAGAGCCAAGAGAGGUAGUAAAGUUGUCAAAGAUCAUGUGAGGCCAAAAUUUUCAUUUAACUCACAUACUCAUGGAGAAGCGUCAUCCAAGAUAAGUGACAUGGCUGAAAUCUUUGAGCCUGAUGCGGAGGAUCAGGCCAUAGAAGAGGAUCCAAUUGUUGAAUGCCUCAACAGUUUAGAUGAAAGAUCAGAAAACAGGCCGGGUGUUUCUGUUGCUGAGUCGAGAGAGGUUCUGCAUGGGUGCACUGAAGAUGCGAUACACAAGCUUCUAGAAAUUCCUCGAGAUAAGAUUAGACUGAUAAAAAGAAGCUCUAAACUGUACCGCAGACAUGAAGCAAAAAGUCGAAAAUUUGCUCAUAAGGGAAAUUCAUCUAACUUCCAAGAUAGUGAUACUGAUGAUGAACUUCCUGGACCUAUGGAUAGUGGAUCAUCAAGCGAUGAUGAGCCUAGUUAUCGAAGCUCAGUGCCAAACAUUUCUAACCAGAAGAAACAAUUUGUUGGAGACCGGUUUGAUGAAGCGAUAAAAGCUUCCUCUUUGAGCAAGGAAGGUCUCUUGUUCGGUUCACCUAAAUUAUCUGGUGGCUCUAGCCUGUAUGGCAAGCUACAACAGAUCAUGAAACAAGAAAAAGAGACAGAAAUGGAAAUCACAAGGAAAUUGCAAGGCGGAAUCGAACAAGCAGAUACAUCGAGCUAUGUUGACGUAGAAAUCAUAUCAAGGCACUUGGAGGGAAAGCUGGUUGUCUGCAAAUGCUCCAUCAUUGACCUUUCUGGGGACUCCCUAUUACUCAAGAACACACAAGCUCUUGCGGCCAAAGAAACAGAAACAACAAUUAUUUUUAGUCCUAAAGUUUGUGCGGAUGUUGAUAUCGAAAUAAGGAACUUUAUCCGAGUAUAUGCACCAUGGAAGGAGUUGGAAGUGAAGAAAACCAAUGAUAUGGUGUUCAAGUUAUUGCCAAACUGGAAACGUGCGGCAGAAGUCAAAAAGCUCGGUUACAAGGUUCAUGGCGAUCCUUUCUCCACCAACACAAGGCGUGUCCUCGCUGUUCUCCAUGAGAAAGGACUCUCUUACGAGCCCAUUACCGUCAAAUUGCAAACCGGUGAACACAAAAGGGAACCUUUCCUCUCUCUCAACCCAUUUGGUCAAGUCCCUGUUUUUGAAGAUGGAAAUGUUAAGUUGUAUGAAUCCCGAGCCAUCACGCAAUACAUUGCAUAUGUUCAUAGCUCAAGAGGCACACAGCUUCUGAAUCUUAGAAGUCACGAGACAAUGGCAACUCUAACAAUGUGGAUGGAAAUCGAAGCUCAUCAGUUUGAUCCACCCGCAUCGAAACUCACUUGGGAACAAGUCAUUAAGCCUAUCUACGGUCUAGAGACUGACCAAACAAUCGUCAAAGAGAACGAGGCUAUUCUAGAGAAAGUUCUAAACGUCUACGAGAAACGACUCGAAGAAUCUAGAUUCUUGGCUUGUAAUAGCUUUACUUUGGUUGAUCUUCAUCACCUACCAAACAUACAAUACCUUUUGGGAACUCCAACAAAGAUAUUGUUCGAAAAACGAACCAAAGUGCGUAAGUGGGUGGAGGAGAUUACGAGUAGAGAGGCUUGGAAGAUGGCCUGUGAUCAAGAGAAAUCUUGGUUUAAUAAGCCAAGGAACUAAAUGAAAGCAGAAGUAAACUUUAUGUGUGAAGAAUGUGUUUGUGUGUUGAGUUUGGGUCUUUGUUCGUAAGCUUGUGUGUUGUUUGUUGCGUGGUGAAUCUUAUAAGAUGCUUUGUGUUUGAUGUAAAUAAAUAAAUAAAUAAUCAUUAUUUAA
Molecule: messenger RNA, 2291 nt
Organism: Arabidopsis arenosa
Lineage: Eukaryota; Viridiplantae; Streptophyta; Magnoliopsida; Brassicales; Brassicaceae
Source: the annotation of a GenBank genome assembly